This is a messenger RNA of Paramecium sonneborni, 501 nucleotides long. NCBI's taxonomy places the organism in Eukaryota, Ciliophora, Oligohymenophorea, Peniculida, Parameciidae. The record is from the annotation of a GenBank genome assembly.
AUGUAAAUCAGUCUUGGUAACCCUUUUGUGUUGUCAUUAAUUAAAGUCAAAAAUGAAUACAUUUCUUUUCGAAUAUUUAAAGUUUAUAUAGCUAUACUUCAUUAGUUUUUAUUUAGUGCUUUAUUACAUUUUACUGAUUACAGCUUUAAUUCCCCUCUUAUGGCUCUUAAUAGCAUAAAUGCAAUUAUUGGGUUAAUAACAAUAGUAUACAUAAGUUUAUAAUUACUUUCUAUCUCAUCAUCUAAAAUAAAAGAAUAAAAUAAAUGGUUAUAUUUUUAUCAAGACUCCAAAAUUUAAUUUUGGGCUGCUAAUUUCAGAUCCUUUUAGAUCAACAGAAUUAUGUUUUAUAUAUUUACAAUUGUUGUAGCUCUAAACUAUCCAUAAGUAUAAUCAAUUUUACUUUAAAUGUCCUCAUGUUUUUAUCUAUGUUAUAUAUUAAAAUCUAUAGAGUCUAAGUAUGAACACACCAAACUAAUUACUAGAGAAUUUUAUUUAUUUUGA